AUGAUAAAAAGUAUACCACUGGGAUUAACGUCGCACACAUUAAAAACUUCAAUGAAAAAAAAAUUCCUGGAUGGCGAAGAAGAUCCAGAAAAGGUUUACGUCGUAGAGUGGCAUGACGGGCCAGAACCUCUUGGAGGUCGGAUCUGUUAUAACGCUAGAGUUAUUGCAAUCUUAAAAAAAAUUACUGUUUUAGAAAAAAAAUUUAAAGCAUUGGAUGGCAUGCAGUCACCAAGACGAGUAGAUCCAAAGCUUUUUGAUAAGGAUGUCUCUCUGAAGGCUAAAGAGCCACAGAAACCAGAGAAAAAAAAGAGAAGCUUAUGGUGA
Messenger RNA from Cotesia congregata, 324 nucleotides. The record is from the annotation of a GenBank genome assembly. NCBI's taxonomy places the organism in Eukaryota, Metazoa, Arthropoda, Insecta, Hymenoptera, Braconidae.